CACACACACGCCAUCCUUCCCGCAGUGUGGGAGCUGCAAGCUGCUGUCUCAACACAACCAUGUGAUUGUUGGCCGCUUUUUUGGUUUUUUUUUUUUGCUUUGUUUUUGGGGCUGGGACGGCGUGAAGUGCUCCUCAUGGAUGCUCGGAGCAGAUCUCCGGCGAGCCGAGCAGCAGCAGCACCAGCAGCACCACCACGUCACCCCGAGAGGCAGCGGCGUUGGAGAGCAGCAAUGGUCAAGUCAGCGAGAACCGCAGUGGAGCCGCACUGAGGCAAAUCCAGCCAAGCAGCCCCUGGUGUCCCGGGGGUGAGGGGGGGUUCCCAGCACUUUGAGGGGCGCAGGAAGCUGCGGACGUCCCAAUCUUUCCCCCCGAAACGCAGAUUAUUUCGCAUCCCCGCCGCAAGAUGACGGUGGUAUCAGGAGACAACGUGGACGAGACCUCGGCCGUGCCCGGCCACCCCCAGGACGCCUACCCGCCCCCGGACCACAACGACCACGAGUGCUGCGAGAGGGUGGUCAUCAACAUCGCCGGCCUCAGGUUUGAAACCCAGCUGAAAACUCUAUCGCAGUUUCCCGAAACGCUGCUGGGCAACCCCAAAAAGCGCAUGCGCUACUUCGACCCCCUGCGGAACGAGUACUUCUUCGACCGGAACAGGCCCAGCUUUGACGCCAUCCUUUACUACUACCAGUCCGGGGGUCGGCUGCGGAGACCCGUUAACGUCCCCUUGGAUAUGUUCUCGGAGGAGAUCAAGUUCUACGAGCUGGGGGUGGACGCCAUGGAGAGGUUCAGAGAAGACGAGGGGUUCAUUCGGGAGGAGGAGCGCCCCCUGCCGGAGAAGGAGUUCCAGCGUCAGAUCUGGCUACUCUUUGAGCACCCGGAGAGCUCGGGCACCGCCAGGGGGAUCGCCAUCGUGUCGGUGAUGGUCAUCUUGAUUUCCAUUGUCAUAUUUUGUUUGGAGACUCUACCGCAACUGAAGGAGGACCCUAGGGGUCACUUGGAGACUGUGGGCAACACCACCAUUUACUACAAACCCAACAUUCUCACUGACCCCUUCUUCAUCAUCGAGACUCUCUGCAUUAUCUGGUUCUCCUUUGAGUUGAUUGUGCGCUUCCUGGCAUGUCCCAGCAAGCCGGCCUUCUUCAAGAACAUGAUGAACACCAUUGACAUUGUGGCCAUCAUCCCCUACUUCAUCACGCUGGGCACCGAGCUGGCCGAAGACCCCGAUACCGAGGGGGUCGGUGAGCAGGCAACGUCUCUGGCUAUUCUCAGGGUGAUCCGUCUGGUCAGGGUGUUUCGGAUCUUCAAGCUGUCCCGACACUCCAAAGGACUGCAGAUCUUGGGGCAGACCCUCAAGGCCAGUAUGCGGGAGCUGGGACUGCUCAUCUUCUUCCUAUUCAUCGGGGUCAUCUUGUUCUCCAGCGCCGUCUACUUCGCAGAGGCCGAGGAGCAGGAUUCGCAGUUCGGGAGCAUCCCGGACGCCUUCUGGUGGGCGGUGGUGUCCAUGACCACCGUGGGCUACGGGGACAUGGUGCCGGUCACCAUCGGGGGAAAGAUUGUGGGGUCUCUGUGCGCCAUCGCCGGUGUGUUAACCAUUGCCCUCCCCGUGCCCGUCAUUGUGUCCAACUUCAACUACUUCUACCACCGGGAGACGGAGGGCGAGGAGCAGGCGCAGCUGCUCAACGUCAGCAACCCCAACAUCCCGUCUGACACCAACUCCAGCCGUCGAAGUUCGUCCGUGGUCAGCAAAUCAGAGUACAUGGAGAUCGACGGCGACCUCAACAACAGCAUCGACAACUUUAGGGAGGCCAACCUGAGAACUGGCAACUGCACUUUAGCCAACCAGAACUGUGUGAACAAGAGCAAGCUUCUCACAGACGUUUAGCUAGCAAGACUUUGGAGGGGUUAGCUUCCCUUAGGGUGCGUUCACACUUGUCAACUUUGCUUCCGUCAAAACCAAGUCUGGGGCGUUUGCUUUGGUCGGUCGGGGUCAAAUGUGGACCUGAUUACUGGAAGCCACACAAGUUGACCCGAGACCACUUGAGCUCAAAUGUGAAUGCUGCACGGAGCAAAUGACAAAUAUAUGUCUAAGCUCUGUAUGUGUCUCUAAGAGUACAUCUCCUGUGGCAUUAAAGACCUCCAUUCAACCCUGCAGUUUGAAAGCUUGGAGUCCAUUGAAGUCCUUGCUUCAAACAACUGCUAUCAAAUGACUACACCAAUCUGAUUAAUGGCACUUUGGAAUCUGGAUUAAUCAUGAGCAUCUAUAGUCAAAAAGAUGAUUGAUGCCUCUGUGAUUGGUCACUCCAGUUCCCUACUUGACUUUCCUGCACAGCCUUGGGUCACAUGACAAAAACACCAGCCACACCGACGGUUCUCAUGUUUUUGUACUGAAGCGCAAGUGUGAACGCAGCCGCAGGCUUUCGUUAGGCCUCAUCUCAGUAGACGCUGUUAGAGUAGUUAGAUAGGCUAAUGAAUUCUUCCCCUCCCGCAAGUAUGUACCUCCCCUCUCCAAAAUGCUACCGAUAACCUCACGCAGGUGUUAGGACGCAGAGCACACACACAGCAGGCAAUAUACUGCAUGGACACGCACGCUUCUGCAGCCAUGCGGCUCUCCAAAAAGAAGAAGCCAGCCAUCCAUCGUCCUCCACUCGCCCGCACCCGCUCUUUGAAGGAUCUAAAAGCACCUUAUAGGAGGAAGACCGAUCUGGAUGUAAACACCCCGCACCUGCUCCCCCCUCCCCUUCCUGGAUAUCCGCAGUGGAAUCGUGCAGAUGACAGAGAACCACGGGCUUUAACGCAUGAUGACUUGACUUUCCAUUGGGACGCAUGCAGUGACACGUACCUACCGCACUCGCCCGUGCCGGGUGACCCCCGCCCGCAGGAUGUCACAGUCCAACACCAGAUGAGGGUUUGAUUUGACACAUUUAGAGAGGUGACCGGGAAGACACCAGAUCAUAGCAUGAUGAGGAACCUGCAUUAUGGUCUUUGGACAGGGGUUGUACCCUGGCAUAUUUAUCAAUGCAUGACAUGAGUAAGCAAGCUUGUUGCAACUCAGGCACUCUGCAGUGUCCUUUUUGUCUUCGGUCAGGGAAAAGGAAAGGAAAUCCGAUCCUUGCAUCGCAUUCAGAUAUAGCCAGAAUCUAACGAGUACUUAACAAGACUAAAUAACCAUUUAAUGAUAAGUGAGCUCCAAUAGCGCCGUGCAUGAGACAAUUAACCGUGCUUCCACUAAAUUGACUUCUUGGGAUGAUUCUGACUGCUAUGAGUUGCUAGUGCCUUUAUUCCACUCACCACCAGGACCAGUGGAAGUGCCUCUCAAGUCGUAAAAAGGAUGUGUGAGGUCGAGCAGAGCUGCUUGAGACGUUGGCUGUAUUAAUAAUAAUGUGAGCCAUGAGUGGGUGAAAAAAAAACGCACAAGCUGGUUUUCAUGCCCUCGCCGCUUAAUGAAGCAGCAGCGACGUAAUGUACUUUCCAUGUUUACCAAUCCAAAUCAAAAGGGAAUAUUUACAGCUUUUGGCCAUCACUUAUUCAUGCCUGGCUUUGGUUUGGGUUUUUUUGGUGAGUGUGCAUCCUUUUCAGGGUCUCUACCUCAGUGAGGUCAUUGCAAACUUGCUGCAUGCAAGCUUCAAUGCAGGGCUUCCUUACAACAACGGAGCCAUAACGCUCAAAAACUGCAGUGGUGCAAUAUUGAAUGUGAGCGUCCCAAAGCAUCGCCGCCCUUACACGAGCACUUAAAGGAGAGAGAGCGAGAGAGAGAGAGAAGUGUAUCACCAUUACGCUCCAUCUCUUUAGUCAGUCUUGUUUUCUUCCACUUAUGACGCUACGCACAAUCAGAAUGUUGAAUUGUAGAGAUUGUUUGAACUCUCCUUCCUGAGGGACGCUUUUAUAGACGCAUCUUUCUUUAACACCACGCUCCCCAAAGCUGUGUGACAAACCCCCAACACACACACACACACACACACACACACACACACACACACACACACACACACACACACACACACACACACACACGCUUGGUAUCCUUGACUGCAGCUCCCGGGCAUUAUGAUGAACACAACAGUGCACAAUUUGCACAGCUACUUUUCUUUUUAGGAAUACUGCGCUUGCUGUUAGUAGUUUGUUUUAUUUGUUUUAUUGGAUGUAUGUAUUUUUUUUUUAAUAUUAUAUUUUAAAUGUUGUCAUUUAUUUAUUAUCAUUAUUUUUUUUUUACUAUUAUGUAUAUAGAAUGUAUUAUUUUGCAUUAUUUCACUUUCUCAAGUCACUGUAGCCGGACUGGAACUUUAAUGAGUGAACAUCCAUUUUCAAUAAAUUAUUUGGAUAAUAUUUUUUUUUUAAUUAUUUAUUCAUCAAUAUAUCAUCAAAAAUAUAUAUCUGUGGAUGUUUUUUUUUUAAAUAAAUAUAAAUGCUAUUUUUAAAAGGUGCGAGAUUUUAAUAGUAUAAUUACUUAUAAAAGUAUUAUUUAUUCUUUUAAAUGAUUCAAUAUUGGCUCAGGUCAGCUUGGUUUUAAUACAGGUCUUUAUUUAUUUUAUUACAUUAUUGUUUCACAUAUUUUAGUGUUUUUUUUUUUUUAAUUAAUGUAUUUAAUUGUUCCAGGACAGCUAAUUGCAGAUUGGUCAAAAAAUGGUGAAAAUAAAUAUUUUGAGCCAAAUGGAAAAACAAGUGGCAUUAAACAUAAAUUUAAAUGAAAUGUAAGCGUUUCAUAUCAUUACAUUUUUCAAUGAUAAUUGUUACAUAUUGCCGCACUGCAGGCGAGAUACAACAUCUCCCACUCGUCAUAAAUAAUUUGCACCACCAAUGAUCUAUUUCUAUUCAUUUGGAAUGUUUACGUGAUCAUUUUGAAAGUCUUUCAUUCCAGGAUUGAAGUGUUCCAGACAGCUUGGCUGGAACACCAUGUCAUCAAUUGAGACUAAUUCUCUGGAAGAAGAUAAUAAUAGAACAUUUGGUAGUCCUGCACUGUCCCGACAAGGUCUCGGGACGUAAAAAAAAGGAAGAUGCUUGACUGCGGUGUUGUUUGAAAGUCACAUCUUGCUGCAGUGGCUGCCCUUCACCGUGCUCUCGGGCAGCUUGGCUUUUCUUAUCAUUAGCAUUUGUUUUCAUCCUUUGGGGUCCUGUUUGGUGUUUUUACCUCCCUGUACUGUAUUGACCGAGGUCCAUGUCGCACAAUUGCAAUCUGCAGACAUACUUGGAUCAAACAUGCAACGCUUUGCUGGCCCGCCAUUGUUGCUGCUCUGCUGUUUGAAUGGUGCUAUGCAUUGGACGGAAACAAACAUGCACUCUGAACAGCAAUAGAAUAAAAGCUCUUUCCUUGUCUUUUUCAAAACUUACAUGCUCAUCGGCAGGCCGUCCUCAUGCUUUUCCACGUCCUGGAACUUUGAAGGCCAUUAGCAGUCAGGAUUUAGGACAAGUCAACAUGAAAGGGAGUCAGGGAGGCGUAAUGAGACACAGUAACGUAGAUAUCUACUAUUGCAAUCAAUGUAACAAGUAUAGUAGGAAAAUAGUCACUUUUUUAGUGGACCAAGAUGCUCCAAAAGUAGGGAUAUUUGACCUCCACCCGCUGAAGCUUAGGAAGAACAAACUGCAUGGUUGACAGAAGACUGCAUGAGCUUUGCCUUUCCAGACUGUGCAUCAAUGUUAGGACAUGUUCUGCCUUUUGUUUCGGAGGAGACCCUUUGCUUCAUCGGGCCCCCCGCUGGAGCUCUGACCCCAAUGCAAGGGAAGCGUUAACAGGGUUUUACCGGCCGAAAAAGGGCAGAGGGACGCAAGCAAGGACGUUUAAGGGCCUCUGCGAGCAACUUUGUUCUUCUUUGACCAGGUGUUGUCGUGCCAGCCACACCUGUCACUUCCUGUCCAGGAGAAGCCGGCCCACCGUGGAGCAAAAAAAAACAAAAAAACGACAACAACCAAACAAAAAAGAAGAAAGACUUUGGAACUCUGGUUUUUCUCAUCCCAAGCAAAGCGAUUGUAUCCAAGCACCAUUGUCAUCUUGUGUUUACCGAGGAUUAUGCUAGUGUGACGACAAAAGGCAUGGUCUGUGAUCUAUGCAAGGGUAAUCUUUUCCUUUUUUUUAUGAUAGCACUUAUGAGUUCUUAUUCUAUUUACUCAAAUAAAUUUGUAUGGAUCCGAUGGUGUUUAGUUGUUUUUGAGGAUACAGGCGGACAUUGAGUGUGAGGACAAGUAUUGAGGCCACAGCAAGAAUACUUUGGUUAUGUUACCUGAAAAAUGCAUGGGAAUGUUACGGGAAAGAUGUUAAAAAUACAAGGAAAUUUGUCACGGGAAAAUAGUUGGAAUGGUAUGAGAAAAGUCCAUUUGGAAAAAAAGUUUUAAGUGAUAAUAUGACAAAGAAAAAGGGUGAGAAGAACAGAAUACAGAGACUACAGUUCUGAAAUGACACUCAAACAUUUCUGGCCAUUUAAGUUCACCUUGUAAUAGAAGGGGAAAAAGUUGUCAUGUCAUUAGAGAAAAGUAACAAAAUAACUUUUUUUAAAAAGGUGGAUUGUCACAAGAUGAAAAUUGCUAUGCUAAUGUGAUCAAAGCAAUAAUGUCACCAGAAUAAAAGUCUUAAAU
Nerophis ophidion (straightnose pipefish) is the source of this 6565-nucleotide messenger RNA. Its product is annotated as potassium voltage-gated channel subfamily A member 1-like. Gene Ontology annotation, cellular component: voltage-gated potassium channel complex; membrane; neuronal cell body. Gene Ontology annotation, biological process: potassium ion transmembrane transport; protein homooligomerization. The record is from RefSeq and is a predicted model, not a curated record. Gene Ontology annotation, molecular function: protein binding; delayed rectifier potassium channel activity. The transcript has 2 exons. The coding region runs from base 405 to 1883 and encodes 492 amino acids. NCBI's taxonomy places the organism in Eukaryota, Metazoa, Chordata, Actinopteri, Syngnathiformes, Syngnathidae.